AAUCGCCGAAUGCUUGACUCACUUGGGCGCCUCGCCCCCGCUUCUGAUCCUUCCCCCAUUCCACCCGCUCCGCCCUUUCCGCCUCCGCCCCUUCUGCCGAGCGGCCCAGCCCCACCUUCCGACGCCCCACCUUCCAAGCCUGCUCCAGCAUCCGAGCCUGCACCAGCAUCCGAGCCUGCUCCAGCAUCUGAGCCUGCACCAGCAUCCGAGCCUGCACCAGCAUCCGAGCCUGCACCAGCAUCCGGGCCUGCUCCACCAUCCGAGCCUGCUCCAGCAUCCGAGCCUGCACCAGCAUCCGAGCCUGCACCAGCAUCCGAGCCUGCUCCAUCAUCCGAGCCUGCUCCAGCAUCCGAGCAUGCACCAGCAUCCGAGCCUGCACCAGCAUCCGCGCCUGCACCAGCAUCCGAGCCUGCACCAGCAUCCGAGCCUGCACCAGCAUCCGAGCCUGCUCCAGCAUCCGAGCCUGCUCCAGCAUCCGAGCCUGCACCGGCAUCCGAGCCUGCACCAGCAUCCGAGCCUGCACCAGCAUCCGAGCCUGCACCAGCAUCCGCGCCUGCACCGGCAUCCGAGCCUGCACCAGCAUCAGAGCCUGCACCAACAUUCGAGCCUGCACCAGCAUCCGAGCCUGCACCAGUAUCCGAGCCUGCGCCAGCGUCCAAGCCUGCACCAGAAUCCGAACCUGCACCAGCAUCCGCACCUGCACCAGCAUCCGAACCUGCACCCGCAUCCGAACCUUCUCCACCUUCGGAGGCUCCACCGUCCAAGGCUGCACCGGGUUCGACGCCUGCUCCCGGCUCACAAGGAGCGCCACAGCCGCAGCCGCAGCCUCAGCCUCAGCCGCGGCCGCAGCCGCAGCCAGCAGCAGCACCUGUUAACUCCGCUGCCAGCCAAACGAGCUCCUCCCCUGGUAAAGCGCCCUCUGUCUCCCCCAGUACAGCCGAGCAGCAGCGGGAGGCAGGGGAAGAGGGGGCGUGGCAGCAGGAGGCGCAGCAACGGAGAGCAGCUCCCAAUCCGGGAGUGCCUGGUCGUCAGGGCAGCGGUGGCAGGGUGGUUCAGGCUACUACGAUACAGCUGCUUGGCCGGCUCGAGGCGGGCAGGAAAACAAUCCCUGAGCGACUAACAGAUCUGAUUGCCAAAACGGUCUCUUAGCAGCAGCAGCAGCAGCGUGCAGGGUAUGGAGCACCUCUCUAUGUGUGUGUGGAUGGUCAGGGCAGGGGGGAGUCAGAUGGUGCAACAAGAGAAUACAGCACGCCUAGUGCGCCGGUGCAAGGAGGGUGGGCAAGUGUCGCACCAGGGGGCUGCCUGCUGUGAAGACGGAUGUUGCCUGGGCACCGGGUCCUCAAUGCAUUGUCCUUUGCUCUUUCAUUGCCCUACAAGGCUCUGCUUGCAGAUGACUCGUGGUGCUAGGAGGGAGAGCAGGAGAGCUUGAGAGCAGGCGAGCAGGAGAGCAGGAGGGCAGGAGAGCAGGAGAGUGAGGUUUGGCUCCCUCGUACACCGACAUGUACAACAGCUUGGCUUAACUCCCCAC
Molecule: messenger RNA, 1528 nt
Organism: Closterium sp. NIES-67
Lineage: Eukaryota; Viridiplantae; Streptophyta; Zygnematophyceae; Desmidiales; Closteriaceae
Source: the annotation of a GenBank genome assembly